This is a messenger RNA of Hymenoscyphus albidus, 279 nucleotides long. The record is from the annotation of a GenBank genome assembly. Lineage: Eukaryota; Fungi; Ascomycota; Leotiomycetes; Helotiales; Helotiaceae.
AUGGCACCCAUCCAAAACGCCCUCGCCCUCAUCGCGAGAGAAGCCAUGAACAUUGCAACCCAACUCUCAAGUCGUGAUGAAAUCGGACAGGCGACAGAAAACGAUCGUCAUCCCGGCAUAUCACAUCCAGAGAUCUCACCAGACCCCAUGGUCAACCCGCAAGUUCCAUUGCCUUUGAUCAUAGUUCUCUGUGGUACUCUUUCCCUCGGUAUUGCGGCUGGGUUACGAGGGUCAUUUCAGGAUCGGGAAGAGAAGAGGAAACGUGAGACAACUAUUUGA